This is a messenger RNA of Perkinsus marinus ATCC 50983, 678 nucleotides long. RefSeq lists its product as hypothetical. Lineage: Eukaryota; Perkinsozoa; Perkinsida; Perkinsidae. The record is from RefSeq and is a predicted model, not a curated record. The transcript has 2 exons. The coding region runs from base 1 to 678 and encodes 225 amino acids.
AUGUUCAUUACGGUGGUCAAAAAGAUGAAAAAUCAAUCUGAGCUAACCUAUAUAGAACUUAAGGUAUACGAUACCGGCGCUCGGAAUGCCGCCAUACCCUUUGAGACCAGGUCGGGUGAGAAGAACCGAACCAUUGCCGCCAAGAACCGCAACCCCAAGGAUUGCUUUGAAUGGUUGAUGUGUGUGCAGCAGUGGGUUGUAUGCAUCACAGUCUUCUCUGGGUGCGAUUUCCUUGCUGGCCAGGAUUAUCUGAGCCGGUUGCUUUGGUUAGCGAAGUCCCGUUCGUUUGAGGCAGCAGUCGAGUAUGAUAAGGGUUACAGGUUAGCCUUGCCACAAGGAGUUACCCGCCUGCGGGACACGGACCCUUCUCUCCAAGUCGACUCUGCCCUCGGUACCUACUUGAGAUCUAAUCAGUCUCACGGGCUGAUAGCCGUGGCCUUGGCUAAGCCGGCUGUAAGCCACUCUGGCAUACCCAGGCCACCUUCGGGCAAGGGUAUACGUAGACAAGGGAGUACUAUGCAGUUUGGUGCUGACACUUGUCGUUUCACUCGCCAAUCCUGUCCCUUUGGUAGGGAUUGGCGUUAUCGUAAACAUUUCGGCGACCCCCAAGCCAAGCCCUAUUGGCAAAACGGUCUAGAUGGGGACAGGACAGGAGCCCCGGGGCGGAUAACGCCCUAG